CGUCGUGCACGAGCGUGAUGUCAGCGCGUCGUCGAGCUCGAAAAAUGUUAGCGUAUGUUGUCGAGUCCGGGAGCGACGAGCGGGGGGCUUCGCUGGGAAGGACAUAAACUCGGGGCUUGUGUAGGGCUGGGAACACACACACCGUCGUGUCUGUGAGCUGUGAGCGGCUUUGGGGGCCUGGGACAAAGUUAGUCUGAUUAAUUUAUUUACAGGAGUGAUGUCGAAUCCUGGGACUCGGAGGAACGGAUCGAGCAUCAAAAUCAGACUGACAGUCUUGUGUGCCAAGAAUCUCGCAAAGAAAGACUUCUUCCGAUUGCCCGACCCUUUUGCCAAAGUUGUGGUGGAUGGCUCAGGCCAGUGUCACUCCACAGACACAGUUAAGAGCACACUGGACCCUAAAUGGAACCAGCAUUAUGAUCUAUACAUCGGGAAAACCGACUCGAUCACGAUCAGCGUAUGGAACCAUAAGAAGAUACACAAGAAGCAGGGAGCCGGAUUCCUGGGCUGCGUGAGGCUCCUGUCCAACGCCAUCAGCAGACUCAAAGAUACAGGCUACCAGCGUUUGGAUUUAUGCAAGCUGAACGCCUCUGACAGCGACGCUGUCCGGGGUCAGAUAGUCGUAAGCCUCCAGACCCGUGACAGGAUUGGCAGUGGCGGGCCUGUGGUAGACUGUAGAGGACUGUUAGAAAAUGAAGGGCCAGUCUUUGAGGAAUCCGGACCAGGACGGCCUCUCAGCUGUUUCAUGGAGGAGCCUCUGCCCUACUCGGACCCCACAGGGGCUGCUGGUGGGGGAAACUGUCACACUCUGGAGUCACCUAAUCAAGAGCAGAGGCUUCAAGUCCAGAGAAUCCGAAACCAGGAUACUAGAAGUCACGCUCACACCCCACAGAACCGGCCACAUGGGCACCAGUCGCCGGACCUCCCAGAAGGCUAUGAGCAGAGGACCACGGUGCAGGGACAGGUCUAUUUUCUACACACACAGACUGGUGUCAGCACUUGGCACGAUCCCAGAAUACCACGAGAAUGUGUUACUGCGGAACAGCCCGGUGAUCAGUCCGAUUGCUCCUCCAGGGAUCUGAACAGCGUGAGCUGUGAGGAACUGGGUCCUCUGCCGCCCGGCUGGGAGAUCAGGAGCACGGUAUCAGGAAGGAUUUAUUUUGUUGACCACAAUAACAGAACCACACAAUUCACAGACCCGAGAUUACACCAUAUCAUGAGCCAACAGUCUCAGGUGAAGGAGUCGAGUCAGGCUCUGCCAGUGCAGAUGGAGGUUCCUGUAGAGGAGGGUGAAGGCGAGCUGCCUGUGCGGUAUGAGCGAGAUCUCGUCCAGAAGCUCAAGGUGCUGCGCCAUGAGCUGUCCUUGCAGCAGCCUCAGGCCGGACACUGUCGCAUUGAGGUGUCCCGUGAAGAAAUCUUUGAGGAGUCGUAUCGUCAGAUCAUGAAGAUGAGGCCGAAGGACCUGAAGAAGAGGCUAAUGGUCAAAUUCCGUGGAGAAGAAGGCUUGGAUUACGGCGGAGUGGCGAGGGAGUGGUUGUAUCUGCUCUGUCACGAGAUGCUUAACCCGUACUACGGCCUGUUCCAGUACUCCACAGAUAACAUCUACACGCUGCAGAUCAACCCCGACUCGUCCAUCAACCCUGACCACUUGUCGUACUUCCACUUUGUGGGGAGGAUCAUGGGCCUCGCUGUGUUUCACGGCCACUACAUAAACGGAGGCUUCACGCUGCCCUUCUACAAGCAGCUCCUGGGGAAACCCAUCCAGCUUUCUGACCUGGAGACCGUGGACCCUGAGCUCCACAAGAGCCUUGUCUGGAUUCUAGAAAAUGACAUCACAUCUGUUCUGGAUCAUACGUUCUGCGUCGAACACAACGCUUUCGGCAAAUUCCUCCAGCAUGAGCUUAAGCCCAACGGCAGAAACAUCCCAGUGACGGAGGAGAAUAAAAGGGAAUAUGUCAGGCUCUACGUGAACUGGAGGUUCAUGCGUGGCAUCGAGGCCCAGUUCCUCGCUCUGCAGAAGGGCUUCACCGAGCUCAUCCCGCAGCACCUUCUUAAGCCUUUUGACCACAAGGAACUCGAGCUGAUCAUCGGAGGACUCGGGAAGAUCGACCUGAACGACUGGAAGGCGAACACGCGGCUGAAGCACUGUGUGGUCGACAGUAACAUAGUGAAGUGGUUUUGGCAGGCGGUGGAGUCGUUCGACGAGGAGAGGAGGGGCAGAUUGCUCCAGUUCGUCACCGGCUCCACACGCGUCCCUCUUCAAGGCUUCAAAGCACUGCAAGGUUCUACAGGUUCUGCAGGACCAAGGCUCUUUACUAUCCAUUUGAUCGACGCCAAUACGGAUAAUCUGCCCAAAGCUCACACAUGCUUCAACCGCAUCGACAUCCCACCUUACGAGUCGUACGAGAAGCUCUACGAGAAGCUCCUGACUGCCGUGGAGGAGACGUGCGGUUUUGCCGUGGAGUGAACGGCUCCGUCCUGCCAGCAACCACUAACCCGUCUAACAGCCCCUUCGACCCUACUACUACUACUACUACUCCUCCUCUUCCUCCUCUCUCUCACUCUUCCUCAGGGUGGACAGGAAGGUGCCUCCCUGCAGGCUGGAGCUAAAGGCCGUCUGAACCCUCUCCCGGGAGGCAGGUGCUACACAGGGCCACACACACACACCAGGCUGUUUCCAGGCUGCUCAAGGAUUAUUUAUUUCUGUUGUGAGUCAGAUGGUUUUAACUUGCAUUACGAUGAUGACCGGUACAAGAAAAGAAAGAAAAAUCCUUUUUUUUUUUUCUCAUUCGUAUUUAAAAUAAAGAAUCGCUUGCCUGUGUCGUUGAAACGGUGGAUUGCGGUGGAUUUGAAAUUCAGCCGAAUUUAUCACCGAGCCACGAAAAGCACAUAGAGGUUUUAGACCCAAACUGAUCAUGAUGCUUUCUGCUCAGAGGACAUGAACCUCUCAGAAACUCCAGCUCGUCUCCCUGUUGCAAUAUUCCCAUCUUUUCUGAGCCUGGGGACUCACGCAGCAGCGCUCGCAUUGUAAUCCUGAGGAUCUUUACCCUACAGCGAAGAACAGACAGACCAGAGGUUUUUAUACUCCACUUGAAUUCAGUGACAUGUACAGACAGCUCCCUUCUACUCUUUUUGCAUCUUAUAGAAUGACGGUGUACAUUUCAAUGAUGAGCGUCUCUUAUAGUGUAUGUCAUCAUUAUUAUUAUUUUUUUAGUUAUUAUUUUUUAUUUUAAAAAUUGAUCGCUUGUUACGUAAAACUAAACCUUUUUCCCUGUGAUCAUGUCAAGAAUGCUUACCAUGUCUUAGAACUUUUGGGGUGUGCAUGUGUGUGUGCAUGUGCAUACUUGUGUGUGCGUGUGUGCGUGUGCGUGUGUGCGUGUGCGUGUGUGUGUGUGCGUGCGUGUGUGUGCGUGCGUGUGUGUGCGUGUG
Messenger RNA from Tachysurus fulvidraco (yellow catfish), 3426 nucleotides. It is a transcript of the gene smurf1, whose product is annotated as SMAD specific E3 ubiquitin protein ligase 1. NCBI's taxonomy places the organism in Eukaryota, Metazoa, Chordata, Actinopteri, Siluriformes, Bagridae. Gene Ontology annotation, molecular function: protein binding; ubiquitin protein ligase activity. The record is from RefSeq and is a predicted model, not a curated record. The transcript has 18 exons. Gene Ontology annotation, biological process: negative regulation of BMP signaling pathway; ubiquitin-dependent protein catabolic process. Bases 218 to 2464 code for a protein of 748 amino acids.